Gryllus bimaculatus (two-spotted cricket) is the source of this 1029-nucleotide messenger RNA. Lineage: Eukaryota; Metazoa; Arthropoda; Insecta; Orthoptera; Gryllidae. The record is from the annotation of a GenBank genome assembly.
AUGGGGGAUUUCAAGUUUAGUGUCAAUUCAAGCGUUGGAUCUGUUUCGUCUGUGGAGUUUCCUGCAAGUUCUACCAGUAGCACAUCGUUGUUUUUUACCACGCCUACAUCUGUGCCGGAUACCAUCUCAUCACAUCAACACUCAGCAAUGCAAGAUGAACUUCUGAUCGAAAAAUCUGCUGUCAAGUCACAACAGCAGUUGUCUCCAAAUUCUGACGUUAAUGGAGAACAGGCCGUGAAAACCAAAGAAGAUGACAACUCCUCUGGAAGUAUUGGUAAUGUAGUUCAGACUGACAACAAGCCCAGUGAAGGCCAGAUCGGCCCGGUAGUGACAACUCCACUCCAAUUAGGAACUGGAUUCAAUGUGUCAGAGCCUAGUCUUAAUGUGAUUAAUUCUAGUAACACUUCUACAGCUAGCCUGUGGUCCUCAGGACCCAUGGAAGAUGGUCUUUUACACGGUUUAAAUGUACCUGCUGUUAAUGGAACUUUAGCUUUUCAAAAUUUCCCUCCUACUAAUCCAAAUCCUCUGUACAAUACUAGUUUAGGCCCUCAAAUCGCUGGAUUACCCCAGUCCCAAGGACAGCCUCCUCAACGAAGGGCUAUCACUGCUACUCACAAUUUUCCUCACAACUUAUCUCGUCAUAUUCAACAACAAAAUCAUCCUCAAAAUAUGUUCAUGGCGAACAAGAGCUAUACAUCAUGGUCUAGUCCGCAGCAAAAUACUUGGUCACCUGGCCCUCAAAAUCAAGCAAAUAUGCAAGGUUUGUCACCAUGGAGUAGAGGAAGGUCUGUACCUAAUUUAAACCCUCUUCAAACGAUGGGUAAUAUGGGAAAUCUUGGCAAUAGAAAACCAAGUCCAACUUUCAAUCAUCAACACUCAGGGAUGGUCAUUUCACCAAUCAAGUUUCGUCGAAGUACAUCUUACCCAGGAAAAGGACUGUUUCCUCAGCCACCAACAUUUGAAAUUACCAACAUGGACGAGAACAGAGAAGUUUUGCUUCCAUACCCGGUAAGUGUGAUUUACAGGUGA